Molecule: messenger RNA, 1839 nt
Organism: Metarhizium brunneum ARSEF 3297
Lineage: Eukaryota; Fungi; Ascomycota; Sordariomycetes; Hypocreales; Clavicipitaceae
Molecular function (GO): flavin adenine dinucleotide binding; NADP binding; N,N-dimethylaniline monooxygenase activity
Source: RefSeq, a predicted model, not a curated record
AUGACUGCUGCGACUGAGGAACCGCCGCCCCAGGGCCAUACGCAACGCCACCAGAAUGGCGGGACGCCAUUUAUCAAGGGGCGUACACUCCAGCAAGACGUUCAUGGCUCAAGCGGCCCACCUGAGCUAUCGUAUGAGCUGCCCAAGGUUUCACUAAUCGAUAGAUUCAUUGAUGAACCACGCCCACUCCAAGUUGCCGUCAUAGGCGGAGGUUUGGCCGGCAUCCUUGCAGGGAUUCUCCUGCCGGCCAAGGUCCCCGGGAUUGAGUUGACAAUUAUCGAAAAGAAUAACGACUUUGGCGGCACAUGGUUGGAGAACAUCUAUCCCGGCGUGCGCUGUGAUAUCCCCUCGCACGUGUAUCAAUCUACAUUUGCCCCCAAGAAAGACUGGUCCGACAAGUUCGCGCCGGGCCACGAGAUACGAGACUACUGGCAGUCCGUCGCCCGCAAGUACAAUGUGUACAAGUACGCCAAGUUUGGCCACCGCGUUGACGCUGCGAGAUGGGACGCCGACGCGGGCAAGUGGUCGCUUCGCGUGACGGAAACCAAGUCGGGGAGCGCAUCAACGGUAGAGUACGACUUUGUCAUCGCAGCAGUCGGGCGCUUCAACGACUGGAAGCUGCCCGAGUAUCCGGGCAUGUCCGAGUACAAGGGCACCCUGCGACACGCUUCCAACUGGGAUGCCACGUUUGAUCCGGCCGGCAAAACGGUGGCCGUGAUUGGCAACGGCGCAAGCGGGAUCCAAGUCGUGGCCAAUCUGCAGAAAAAGGUCGCCCGCCUCGACCACUACGCGAGGAGCAAGACGUGGAUAGCGACGAGCUGGGCGGGCGACGAGAGAACCCUCGACGCGCAGCCCAUCUCGCAGGACGAGCAGGGGGGUUUCCAAGACGACGAGGCAUACCUCGACUUCCGGAAGGCGCUCGAGGACAAGUACUGGCGACGGUUCGACUCCUUCUUCCGCGGGACAGCUGAAAACGCCGAGCUCAAGGCGAACUUUACCAGCGUCAUGAAGCGGCGGCUUGCUGGGAAACCGGAGCUCGCGGACCAGCUGGUGCCCGACUUUUCGCCGAACUGCCGUCGACUUACACCCGGGCCGGGCUACCUGGAGGCCAUUGUCCAAGAGAAUGUAGACUACAUCCAGACGAAAAUCCGGCGCUUCACCGCGUCGGGCAUAGAAACAGAAGACGGAAAGCACCGGGCUGUGGAUGCGGUGAUUUGCGCCACCGGAUCGAGGUCGGACCUGGUUCCGGCCUUGUCCAUCACCGCCCACGGCAAGACGCUCGCCGAGCUAUGGAGGCAAGACGGUGUCUACGGGUUCCCCUACACGUACUUGGGCGUGGCGACGCCCGGCUUCCCCAACCUGCUGUUCCUGCAUGGCCCGCACGGCACGGGACCCUCGGGGACGGUGCCGCAUUCCGUGGAGACGCAGCUCGCCUACUUUGCCAAGAUUCUGCGCAAGGUGUCGAGGGAAGGCAUCAAGGCGGUGGGCGCGUCGGGCGCAGCGGCCGACGACUUUGUCCAGUAUUGCGACGCCUUCUUUGCCGACACGGUGCUGUCCGACAACUGCAGCUCGUGGUAUAACGGCGGCCGGGCCGGGUCUCGAAUCCACGGCGUUUGGCCUGGCAGCGCCGCUCACUUGAGUCUGGUUCGGCGAGAGCCGAGGUGGGAGGACUUUGAGUAUGAGUAUCUCGGCGGCGCUGGGAAUCGGUUUCUCUGGUACUUUGGAAAUGGCAAGACGCGAAAGGAGCUGGACCCGGGGUCGGACAUGACGUCGUAUCUGAAGAGCCCUGCGGAUAUGGACUUGAGAGAGCUGCAUGAAAGCUGGUGGGAUUUACCAUAG